Messenger RNA from Amoebophrya sp. A120, 1087 nucleotides. The record is from the annotation of a GenBank genome assembly. NCBI's taxonomy places the organism in Eukaryota, Dinophyceae, Syndiniales, Amoebophryaceae.
GUUUGGCACGCCGCUCGACGGAGAGGGAUGGAAAUUGAAAUUUUCAGAAACUCUCCGCAAAGAAGAUCUUUAUCUGGAGAAGGGCCAGCGUUAUCACGACCACCGCCGGUGGCUAUGUACUGACGACCGGAAGAACUACAUGUUGACUUUCAAAGAUUUCAGGAUCGACCUGAAGGCUUCAUGUAGUUCUAUGCUCCAUGCAAAAUUUUAGUAAGCUAAAAAAACGAUUUUUUCAGGUUAAGCUGAGGCGAGGUUUAUUUCUUUUUCGUUUUUUAUCACCAGCUCGAAGAACAACUUAGCGCACCAAAAACUACCAAAGGCUUCGUUUCUUAUUUGUCACUGUGUGUUCUUGCAACACAGUGCAAAAGCCGGAAGCUGCGUCGUUCUACAUCAAAACGAACCACCACAAAAGCAAAAAAAAAAAGAACGCAACAAGCAUGUUCAUGUUGGUCAAAGACUUGUAGUUACAUAACUAGUAUACCUGCGGGAUGAAUCGAGUUUCGUACUAGGCAAAGCGAAGUGCGAGGCUGUGGCUCUUGCAGUCAUGAUCCUGGUCAUGUGCUGGCCCUCGGCUAUAAACCAAAGUCAGUCCGACAAGGAACCGGUCCAUUCUGAUUCUGUAGUUUGUUGUGUUCGAAGAUUUUCCAUCAUGUCUGCAUGCGAAGAUGAACAAAACAGCUUGAAGAUAUAUCUUGACGGAAACAAAGUGGAAGGAUCUUUCAAGAAUUUGAUGGUCCAAAAAACGGUCGUCCACGACGACCUUGAAAACCGAAAUAGGGAGACGGGAGGACAAACACAAAUGCUCUUGCGACAAACGGUGAAAUUGUGUUUCUCUCUGCAAAGUAAGCAUCCUGCUCAACAACACACGAUGAAUUUAUACAAAGUCAAACCCAAAAGGAAAAGCAUGAAAAGAAAACGCAAAAGGAGCAAAAGCGCUUGCAUAUGCAAGCUGAAGCUCUACGUCCUUGCCCUUGCGUGCGGUAUCAUUUUGAAGAUCUUGCUCGUGCAGCUUCUUCCUCAUCUCAAAACGAACGACAAAUUUCCCUUUCACAAACUUGAACCGACUUCGAAAUAUCUUCCAAAAUGA